This is a messenger RNA of Pseudovirgaria hyperparasitica, 1425 nucleotides long. Its product is annotated as Septin. Gene Ontology annotation, molecular function: GTP binding; molecular adaptor activity; GTPase activity. Gene Ontology annotation, biological process: cytoskeleton-dependent cytokinesis. The record is from RefSeq and is a predicted model, not a curated record. Lineage: Eukaryota; Fungi; Ascomycota; Dothideomycetes; Acrospermales; Acrospermaceae. Bases 1 to 1425 code for a protein of 474 amino acids. Gene Ontology annotation, cellular component: cell division site; cytosol; septin complex. The transcript is spliced from 3 exons.
AUGAGUUUCCACAACAUAGCUUCCAACGGGCCUGUUGCGGCGGCCCCUACGAGAGCUUCACCUGCGCCCCCAACGCAAGCUACACCAACUGGCAAGCCUACCUCACCUUUUGUCGAACGUAGCAACCCAAUGCCUAAUGGCCAAGGCGCAGCUCCUCAAACGAUCACUUCCAAGGAUCCCAAAGCUGCGGCUGCGGCUGCCUCUGACAUGAGGAACAUUGUUCGGAGGAAGCUCACCGGCUAUGUUGGCUUCGCCAAUCUCCCAAACCAAUGGCAUCGCAAGAGUGUUCGUAAAGGCUUCAACUUCAAUGUAAUGGUCGUCGGCGAGUCUGGCCUCGGUAAAUCGACAUUGGUCAACACCUUGUUCAACACCUCUCUCUACCCUCCCAAAGAGCGCAAGCCACCGAGCCUCGACAUUAUUCCCAAGACGGUCUCCAUACAAUCCAUCAGCGCUGAUAUUGAGGAGAAUGGAGUGCGUCUGCGACUGACGGUUGUUGAUACUCCAGGCUUUGGUGAUUUCGUCAACAAUGACAAUUCUUGGGAAACCAUCGUUCAGAACAUCGAAGGUCGUUUCGAUGCUUAUCUAGAUGCCGAGAACAAGGUCAAUCGUAUGAACAUUGUAGACAAUCGGAUUCAUGCCUGUGUCUACUUCAUUCAGCCCACCGGUCACUCACUCAAACCUUUGGAUGUAGAGGUCAUGCGUCGACUCCACACCAAGGUAAACCUAAUUCCUGUCAUCGCCAAAGCCGAUACUCUUACCGACGAUGAGAUCACUGCUUUCAAACAGAGAAUCCUUGCAGACAUUGCUCAUCACAACAUCCAGAUAUUUGAGGGACCUCGUUAUGAGCUUGAUGAUGAGGAGACCAUUUCUGAGAACAAUGAAAUCAUGUCCAAGGUUCCGUUCGCCGUUGUUGGUGCGAACUCCGAUGUCACCUCUGUCGAUGGACGCAAGGUUCGGGGACGCAAAUAUCCAUGGGGUAUCAUUGAAGUCGACAACGAAGAGCACUGCGACUUUGUGAAGCUUCGCCAAAUGCUCAUACGUACUCACAUGGAAGAACUGAAGGAAAACACCAAUAACUCCCUUUAUGAGAACUACCGCUCUGACAAGCUCACCUCAAUGGGUGUGACUCAAGACCCCAGUGUCUUCAAAGAAGUCAACCCCGCCGUCAAACAAGAAGAGGAACGUUCGCUCCAUGAGCAGAAGCUGCAGAAGAUGGAGAUGGAAAUGAAGAUGGUCUUCCAGCAGAAAGUGUCUGAGAAGGAAAGUAAAUUGAAGCAGAGCGAGGAAGAGCUUUACGCAAGACACAGAGAGAUGAAGGAGCAACUGGACAGGAACAAGGCAGAGCUCGAAGAAAAGAAAUCUCGCAUCGAAAGUGGAAGACCGCUCGAAGAGAAAGGCAAGAGGAAGGGUUUCUCACUCCGUUAA